CGGCGCUGCGCUAGCGUCAUAUGGGCGCGACUUGCGCCGGUGUCGCUGCUUUCAACGCUGCCGCCUGGGACGGGACCCCGGAGACCAUGUGUCAGGUGGGCGAGGACUACGGGGAGCCGGCAACCGAGGAGCCGCCGCCGCCAGCGCCACGGCCUGGCCGUGAACACAAGUGUGUGAAGUGCAAGGAAGGCCCCCCGGUGGUGGUGAUCCGAGCAGGAGAUGCCUUCUGCAGGGAUUGUUUCAAGGCCUUUUAUGUCCACAAGUUCAGGGCCAUGCUGGGGAAGAACCGGCUCAUCUUCCCGGGCGAGAAGGUGCUCCUGGCAUGGUCGGGGGGGCCUUCGUCCAGCUCCAUGGUCUGGCAGGUCCUCGAGGGCCUGAGUCAAGAUUCUGCGAAAAGACUGCGCUUCGUGCCAGGAGUCAUCCACAUUGACGAGGGAGCAGCCUGUGGCCAGAGUGCAGAGGACAGGGCAAAGACGCUGGCCCAAGUGAAGCAGGUCCUGCAAACCGUCGGAUUCCCGUGGCACUUAGUCGCCUUAGAGGAGGUGUUCGGCCUGCCGCCGUCCGUGCUGAGCUGCCCCGUCCCGGAGCCGGCGGGGGCCGAGGGGGCCUACAAGGCGGCCGUGGACAGUUUCCUCCGGCAGCAGCAGGUGCCUCAGGCUGAGGGCGCCCAGGACGGCUCCAGCCCGGCCCAGGAGCAGGGGCAGCUGUGCCAGCCCCACGUGCAGAACCCCCCGGGCCCGGCAGGGUCACCCACAGCUGCCCAGACUGAGGCUCUGUCCAGACUGUUCCACUCGGUGAAGACGCUGACGGCCAAGGAGGAGCUUCUGCAGACCCUGCGGACCCACCUGAUCCUGCACGUGGCCCGAGCCCACGGCUACUCCAAGGUGAUGACCGGGGAGAGCUGCACCCGCCUGGCCGUCAAGCUCAUGACCAACCUGGCACUGGGGAGAGGGGCCUUCCUGGCCUGGGACACGGGCUUCUCCGACGAGCGGCACGGGGACGUGGUGCUGGUGCGGCCCAUGCGGGACCACACCCUGAAGGAAGUCGCCUUCUACAACCGCCUGUUCGCCGUCCCUUCCGUCUGCACGCCGGCCAUCGACACCAAGGCCCCCGAGAAGGCCAGCAUCCACCGGCUGAUGGAAGCCUUCCUCCUGCGGCUGCAGACCCAGUUCCCCUCCACCGUCAGCACCGUGUACAGGACGAGCGAGAAGCUGGCCAAGGUGCCCAGGGACGGCCGUGCUGCUGGACCCCGCUGCCUCCUCUGCAUGUGCACGCUGGACGUCGACGCUGCGGACAGUGCCACGGCCUUUGGGGCUCAGACUUCGUCGCAGCUCUUCCAGACGCAGCCGGCCCCUGCCCUGCCUGAGGCCGGGGCCCCCCCGGCACCCUGCUGCGUUCCCGGGGUGGGCAGGGCCCAGGACUGCUGCAGGGCGGCCUGCGGGAGGGAGGAGCCCCGAGCCUGCGUCAUCGAGCAGCUGUGCUACGGCUGCCGUGUGAACAUGAAGGACUUGCCCUCCCUGGAGCCCCUGCCCCCCUACAUCCUGGCCGAGGCCCAGCUCCGCAGCCAGAGGUACCAGCGCCCCUCCCGGGAGCCCCUUCUGGGCGGGAGCUCCCAGGGCCCGGUCCCAACGGGCCGCCUUCCCCCCAAAACCCCGGGCCCCCAAGAAGGCCAAGAAGAACCGAACCGGGAAAACCAACGGGAAGCCCCCGAAAACCGAACCCCCAAGACAAGGCACAGCAGGCACUCGCCCCAGGGGAGGCAGGGUGGGGGCCCCCCUGCGCUUGUCUGUAUAAAUAAAAAUGUUUUUAAUUAG
Microcebus murinus (gray mouse lemur) is the source of this 1814-nucleotide messenger RNA. NCBI's taxonomy places the organism in Eukaryota, Metazoa, Chordata, Mammalia, Primates, Cheirogaleidae. The record is from RefSeq and is a predicted model, not a curated record.